GUUCAAAAUUUGUAAUAAUUUAUGCCACCGUGAUAUCUCCGUCGUAUCUUCGAAAUCAGUAGGAAUUAUUAUUUUAAAUGAAAUUAAAAAGGGGAUAAAUUCCAACCGCUCGGAGCGAUAUUUCAAAGUCUUAACACGAAUGCACAACGACCCUUUCCUUCAGUUCGACUUCAAUGGCGAAAACCGAGAAGAGAGCCAGAGAAAGAACCGUGUCAUCUUCGUAUUUUCUAGGAUGUUUUGGACUCUCCCGGAAAAUAUACUCCGACAAGGCUAAGGUUGCGGCGGAAGUGGGUUGCGAGAUGAAGAAGAAAAAGAAGCGAAGUCGGUGGCUUCUAUGUUCUAAGUUUCGCUCUAAGAACAGAGAGAUCAAACCGGCGCCGAUCGAGAAAACGGAGAUAACUACUCCAAGUGUAGAAGAUGAAACUGAUAAGAAGAAGCCCGUUUCACUGAUAAGUCGUAUCACUACUGAUCGUACGCAUGUUCUGGCUGAUGAUAAAGCCGUGAAUCAGGAAACCAAAGAGACAAAACCGAAGGAGUUACGAGACGUAACCACCGACCGAUCAAAACCCAUUGAACCGUUGGCUUCCUCUAGAGAAGACACGCGUCCUGAACGAAUAUCCAACAUGAAACCGUCUCGGGAAAAAACCGGUUCACGGGUCAGAAAGUUUGACCCGGUUAUUGGAAUUUCGGUCAUUAUAUUGACGCUGGUGAUCAUGUUAGUUUGGGGUCGACUCUUUGCGAUUCUCUGCACAUCCGCUUGGUGUUAUUCUCUACCUCGUCUCAGAAACGUGGCCGCGUUGGUUAAACGCAGCGCUAGCGACGGUUCUGCACGUUUGAAUUCUUAGUCGUAUAUAAAAGAAAAGUCGUUUCGGACGUGUUUCUUGGACGGCAAAAUCCCGUUUCGUUGUAGUGACGAUCGAUCUCUUUUUUUAUUCGUUGUUUUCUAUAUAUUAUAAUUGUGUCAUCACUUUUUUUUAAGCGCUGGACCAUUGUCUCCGUUUUCGGUUGUGAAUGGAUACAUC
Brassica oleracea var. oleracea is the source of this 1022-nucleotide messenger RNA. RefSeq lists its product as uncharacterized. The transcript has 2 exons. NCBI's taxonomy places the organism in Eukaryota, Viridiplantae, Streptophyta, Magnoliopsida, Brassicales, Brassicaceae. Bases 174 to 845 code for a protein of 223 amino acids. The record is from RefSeq and is a predicted model, not a curated record.